Megalops cyprinoides (Indo-Pacific tarpon) is the source of this 6406-nucleotide messenger RNA. It is a transcript of the gene cpamd8, whose product is annotated as C3 and PZP like alpha-2-macroglobulin domain containing 8. Gene Ontology annotation, molecular function: endopeptidase inhibitor activity; protein binding. The record is from RefSeq and is a predicted model, not a curated record. Gene Ontology annotation, cellular component: extracellular region. The transcript has 43 exons. Lineage: Eukaryota; Metazoa; Chordata; Actinopteri; Elopiformes; Megalopidae. Bases 563 to 6151 code for a protein of 1862 amino acids.
UUUUGCCGCACUGGAGAGGUCUACAAUAAGUAGGAGCUGUUCUGACUCGCACCAUUAUUAGAAACAAAAGCUCAGAAACUUCAAAGAGACAAGGAGGCAGAGAAGGGGUGACACGGCUAAGCGGGAUAAAUCGUUCUGCGGCUCGUAAAGUAAAUGAAUAAACUGCAUGUUAACAGAUACAUAGCCUUUUUUAUAGUGCAACAUUUCUGGGGGGUGGACGCAAAUAAUUUGUAAUGCUGAAAUAUGAGAGAACGAAACUGAGGCGGGUGAAUCAGGCACGCCAAAGAGGAGACAGCCUGUGUGCUUUGAGAGAAGUUAAGCUUACAAAAAAUUCAGCUGCACGGAACGAGAUUUCUCAAAGUGGGGUAAAAACUUGAUCCCCAUUCGCCGACUCGAGAGAAACUUUAAGCGCUCAUUCUCCAGUGUUUCAAUGGAUACAUUUGAGUGAGUGACUAGUACCAACUGCACAUUUCAAUCUAUGUACUUUGAAGCCUCAACUCUCUAUACAGGUUUUUAAAAUUAAGAACUUGUUGCCCCACAACACGGCCGAGUGAAGAUUAUUAUGAAAAUGCCGAAGUCCCGCCGAGCAUCGUGGAUUCUUUCAUGGACUGUUUUCAUCUGUAUUGUCAGUGGAAGUUAUUCACAAGAGCGGCAAGGUUAUCUGAUCGCGGCCCCCUCGGUGUUCCGCGCUGGUGUGGAGGAGGUGCUGAGCGUUACCAUCUUCAAUGGUGCGGAGGACACGCGGGUGCAGGCGCAGCUGUCGGUGAAGGGGGAAACGGUGGCCCACAGUCACGGCACCGUGCGGGACAAGGGCACGAUCAGAUUGAAGGUUCCUGCUGGCCUGCGAGGGCAGGCUCACUUGAAAGUGUGGGGGAAUCGCCACCUGACCGAGGAGGGCUACAUCUUUCACAACUCCACCACCGUCACGGUGGACAGCAAAGGCACAGCCGUCUUCAUCCAGACUGACAAGCCUGUCUACAAACCCAGGCAGAAAGUGCUCAUUAAUGUGUACUCAGUCACUCCGGAUCUGAGACCAGCCAAUGACAAGAUUGAAGCUUACGUUGUGGACCCCAGAGGAUCCCGGAUGAUACAGUGGACAGAUCUCAAACCCAUCUGCUGCGGGGUUGUGAACAUGAGUUUCCCGCUGUCGGACCAACCUGUGUUCGGAGAGUGGUUCAUUUUCGUGGAGAUGCAGGGACACACCUACAACAGGUCCUUUGAGGUGCAGAAGUAUGUGAUGCCCAGGUUUGAGCUGAUCAUUGAGCCGCCGCGGUACAUCCGUGACCUCAGCAAGUGUGAGCCGGCCACUGUACAUGCCAGGUACACCUUUGGCAAACCAGUCAGUGGGAGACUGACGGUGAACAUGACGGUGAAUGGAGUGGGGUACUAUCGCCACGAAGUGGGUCACCCAGUUGUCAAGACAAUGGAGAUCAAGGGCUCCGCGACCUUUGACCUGUGUGUGAAAGACAUGAUGCCCUUGGAUGUGGCGGACCACUUCCGUGGCGCUGUGAGCAUGUGGGUGUCGGUGGCCAGCGUGGACGGGGGGCGGCAGACCAUGUUUGACGACUCCACACCUGUCCACAAGCAACUCAUUGACAUCAAGUACUCCAAGGACACCCGCAAGCAGUUCAAGCCUGGUCUGCCCUACAAAGGGAAGGUGGAGGUGACCUACCCCGACGGUAGCCCUGCGGAUGGGGUGCGGGUGCGGGUGAAGGCGGAGCUCACGCCCAAGGACAACGUGUACACGAGUGAGCUGACCUCCUCAGGGGGCCAGGCCAUCUUCGAGAUCCCGUCCAUCCCCACGGCCGCACAGUAUGUCUGGCUGGAGACCAAGGUGACAGCCAUCGAAGGAAAGCCAGCGGGAGACCAGUACCUUCCCAGUUACCUGUCAAUCAGCAGCUGGUACUCCCCCAGCAAGUGUCACAUCCAGCUUCAGAGCCCUGGUGCACCCCUGCAGAUUGGACAGGAGGCAGAGAUUUCAUUGAAGUCCACCUGCCCUUGUAACUUCACGCUGCACUAUGAGAUUGCCUCUCGUGGAAACAUCGUGCUGUCUGGUCAGCAGCUCCCCAACACCACCACUCACCGCGGCAAGAGGGCGACGGUCACUUUUGAUAAGAAUAUCCACACUACACUGCCUCCUAGUGGUUCAGGUGGAGCUGCCUCCUCCCUGCAGGCCGAGUCGGACAGCUGCGUCUCGGUGCUCCGCUUCCCCGUCACCCACGGCAUGGCCCCCCUCAGCAGGCUGCUGGUGUACUACGUGAGGGAGAACGGGGAAGGUGUGACGGACAGCCUGCAGAUCCCCGUCCAGCCCAGCUUCGAGAACAGGGUGUCCGUCUCUCUGUCAGCCAAUGAUUCGAUGCCAGGUGACUCCCUGAGCCUGCGGGUCAGAGGUGAGAGAGGCUCCUGUGUGUGUGUCGCCACCGUGGACAAGAGUCUGUACCUACUAAAACCAGGCUUCCAGUUCACCCCAGACAAGGUGUUCAAGGAGCUGGCUGAGUUUGACGUGUCGGACGCCUUUGGAGUACCCAAAGACGAUGGGCACUUCUGGUGGCCUGGGCUGUCGUCACGGCGACGGCGGCGCUCUUCGGUGUUCCCUUGGCACUGGGACAUCACCAAAGAUGCCCGCUUUGCAUUCACUGAGACUGGGCUGGUGGUGAUGACAGACAUGGUGAGUCUGAACCACAGACAGAGUGGAGGAAUGUACACAGAUGAGGCUGUGCCAGCCUUCCAGCCCCACACUGCCACGCUGGUAGCUUCCAUGCACUCCCGCGCUGUGCCCAGGGCGGAGAAACGCAGGCGGACGUUCUUCCCGGAGACGUGGGUGUGGCGCUGCGUUAACAUCAGUGAUGCCACUGGGGAAGCAGAACUGCGAUUGGAUGUGCCCGAUUCCAUCACCACCUGGGUGACGGAGGCGAUUGGCUUAUCGGAAGAGAAGGGGCUGGGCCUGGCACCGAGAGCAGAGCUGCGGACGUUCAAACCUUUCUUCGUAGAUUUCACCCUGCCUUACAGCGUGAUCCGAGGAGAGCAAACCAAAGUCCCACUCACAGUCUACAACUACCUGCCUACCUGUGCAGAGGUCCACGUCAAAGUCUCGGUUCCCAAAGGGAUUAAGUUUGUUGGCCAUCCUGGAAAGCAUCACCUCACCCGCAAGAAAUGUGUAGCUCCGGGAGAGGCCACGCCCACAUCCAUAGUCCUGUCAUUUACUGAGCUGGGUGCAGCUAACAUUACAGUGCGCGCAGUGGCCUACAGUGAACCAGGCUGCUGUGCCGACGGGCUUCAGUCACCCAAAAUGGGCAAGAGCCCUGAGGACAUGGAGGAGAAGAGGACCCCCACAGGCAUGGACUAUGUGCGCAGGAGUGUGCUGGUUGAGCCUGAAGGCCUGCCCAGAGAGUACACUUACAGCGUCUUCUUCUGCCCCAAUGAGAGGAUCCACAUCUCCACGCCCAACAAGUAUGAGUACCAGUAUGUGAAGAAACCGGCACGCAUGAUGCACUUCGAGGUGGCAGUGAAGACCCACAACGACGCCCACAUCGCCCUGUCGCCCAGCCCGCAUGACAGUGUGGAGAUGCUGGAGAUCGUGCUCGGCGGCCGGCAGAACACCCGCUCCUGGAUCUCCCUGGGCAAGAUGGGCGAGCCCGUGGUCAGCGCGCCCUCGCCCAGCAUCCUCUCCUGGGACGAGUUCCGCAGCUUCUGGAUCAGCUGGAGGGGAGGCGUGGUGCAGGUGGGUCAUGGUCUGCAGCCGUCCAAUGAGACGGUGAUCUUGCAGUGGGCCGGCCCCCUCCCCGGGCAGGUGAGGCACAUUGGCUUCUCCACUGGCUGGGGCUCUGUGGGGGAGUUCAAGAUCUGGCGUAAGGAGGACUCCGACGAGAACCACAAUGAGGCCUUCACCCUGGGCGUCCCGCACAAUGUGGUGCCCGGCUCUGAGAGGGCCACCGCCUCCAUGAUUGGGGAUGUGAUGGGCCCCACUCUCAACAACCUGGACAACCUGCUGCGGCUCCCCUUCGGCUGCGGGGAGCAGAACAUGAUCCACUUUGCCCCCAACGUCUUUGUGCUCAAGUACCUGCAGAAGACUCGCCAGCUCAGCCCCGAGGUGGAGGCUGAGGCCACUGACUACCUACUACAAGGGUACCAGAGGCAACUGACCUACAAGCGCCAGGACGGCUCCUACAGUGCUUUUGGAGAGAGGGACUCGUCUGGGAGCAUGUGGCUCACGGCGUUUGUGUUGAAAUCGUUUGCCCAGUCCCGUGGAUUCAUCUUUAUUGACCCGGAGGAGCUCCGUGCAGCCAAGACCUGGCUAAUCAACCACCAGAGAGAGGAGGGUUCCUUCCCUGCUAUGGGCAGGAUUCUCAAUAAGGACUUGCAGGGAGGGAUCCAUGGAAAGAUAUCCUUGACUGCGUAUGUGGUAGCUGCUCUCCUGGAGACUGGAAUAUCCACGGAGGAGGAGAAGAUGGCAGUGGCCAAGGCCAAGGGCUUCCUUGAGAGCAACACAUAUUCGGCAGAUGACCCCUACACCACCGCCCUGUCUGCGUAUGCCCUGGCCCUCCUGCGCAGUCCCUACGCCCCCUUGGCCCUGCGGCGCCUCAAUCACAUGGCUAUCACACAGGACGGCUUCACCCACUGGAGUCUAACAGGAAGUACGGUGACAGAUGAGGACACCUUCAUGGGCUUCAGCGACGGGCUGUCGCAGUCAGUGGUAUCUGCGGAGGUGGAGAUGACGGCCUACGGUCUGCUGACCUACACGCUGCUGGGAGAUGUAGCCUCCGCGCUGCCCGUGGUCAAGUGGCUCUCCCAGCAGAGGAACGCUCUUGGCGGCUUCUCCUCCACUCAGGACACAUGUGUGGCGCUGCAGGCCUUGUCGGAGUACGCCAUUCUGUCCUACGUUGGAGGGGUGAACCUCACCAUAUCUCUGGCCUCUACCAACCUAGACUUCCAGGAGACGUUCGAGCUCAACAGGGACAACAAAAAGAUCCUACAGAGUGCUGUGAUUCCCAGCAUCCCGACCGGAUUGUUCGUCAGCGCGAAGGGCGAGGGCUGCUGCCUCAUGCAGAUUGACGUGUCCUACAACGUGCCUGACCCAGUGGCCAAACCCGCCUUCCAGCUUACAGUGGACCUGAAGGAGCCCCGCCCAGAUCGACACCCCUCCCCUGCCUCGCGCCCCUCUGCCGCUCGCUCCCGCUCCCGCGCCGACAACCGCUCCGAGCUGAACCGCAAGCGCAGGGCGCCCACAGAUGACGAGGACCCCGCGGCCCACCAGGACCACCUGGACUACCGCGUCACGCUGGAGGCCUGUGCCAGGUGGCUGCACUCCGGCUCCUCCAACAUGGCCGUCCUGGAGGUCCCUCUGCUCUCAGGGUUCUGUGCUGAUGUGGAAAGCUUGGAGAAGCUGCUGAUGGACAAGAGGGUCGGUCUGAAGAGGUAUGAGGUGGACGGCAGGAGGGUCCUCUUCUACUUUGAUGAGAUCCCCAGUCAGUGCAUGACGUGUGUCAGCUUCCAGGCCCUGCGAGAGUACAUCGUGGGCAAGACGGCACCUGUGCCGGUCAAGGUGUACGACUACUAUGAACCAGCGUUCGAGGCAACACGUUUCUACAACGUCAGCGAGAACAGUCCCCUGGCACGCGAACUGUGUGACGGCACCACCUGCAACGAGGUGGAGAGCUCUACCAGCCGGUGGAUAGGCUUUGUGCAGGGGAGCCAGUGCAACAACGUCUUCGGCUGCCUGGAGGAGGAGCAGUUUGAGCGCUGCACCUGCUACCGGGACUGCGGCUACGACGGCGAGCCGGUGUGCGGGUCCGACGGGCAGCUCUACCAGAACCAGUGCCAGAUGGAGGUGGCCGCCUGCCGGAACGGAACCCGCAUCGAGCAAGUGCCCAUGGCCCAGUGCCCGCAGAUGGAGGUGGCCACUGAGGAGCGGGAGCCGGUGAAGGAGGGAGAGCAGGAGCAGGACACAGUGCCCGUGCAGACAGGUGAGGAGGAACCGGGCUCUCUGGCGGAAGUGUCCUACUACUCCUACGAGUAUGACACAGAGGCUGAACCCUUCCCCCCAGAGGAAGAGGAGCAGUUUGAACUGGUGGGGGAGGGGGGCGGCGAGACAGAGAGGCCUCCUGAUACCCAGCUACACACACUGGACACCAAGGACACACCUGAGCGAUGAAACCUCUCCGUGGCCGCAGUACAAGAGAGAUGACUAAAUUGUACAUUGUUUGUGAAUAUGUUGCCGUGAGCAGAGAGCGAGGAGAGAGCAGGGGCUGUUCAGCCUGAGGGAGGCGAGAUGGAGUGUGUGUAUGGCCGAUGUGACCACCUCCAUCUGUCUUUGCAUUUCUCUCCUGUAUACCCAGUCUCUUACUCACCAGUAGACACCAUAGCUCAUUUUUAUCUAGUGGCUAUAUGUUGUUUUAUAUAAUCUCUA